UGGAGUCACACCCAGUACACACACACACACACACACACACACACACACACUCUCUCUCUCUCUCGUCUCCAUCAGCGCUGCGCCAGAGGCGCGUUCACUGCAGCUCUGUGGAGCGCGCACGCUAGAGAGGGACGCGCUGCAGCGGCUCGGAACAUCUUCACCCGGCGUGAUUCAUGAUCAAGUGUUCAGGAGGAGCGGCGCUCGUCUCUCACCGUCAUCAUGGCCUCGAUCUCGGAGUGGUACGCGGGGAAGAACGUGCUGAUCACCGGAGCCACGGGCUUCAUGGGGAAGGUGCUGUUGGAGAAGCUGCUGCGCUCCUGUCCCGACGUCAACGCCCUCUACAUCCUCGUCCGGCCCAAAGCCGGUCAGUCCAUGUCCGAGCGCGUCCAGGACAUGAUGAAGUGUAAGCUGUUCGACCGCGUGCGUGAAGAUAAUCCUGACUUUCAUCAGAAGAUCAUCCCCAUCAGCAGCGAGCUCACGCAGCCCGGCCUCGCCAUCAGUCCAGAGGAUGUACAAACACUCACUUCCUGUAUCAACAUCGUCUUCCACUGCGCCGCCACCAUCCGCUUCGAUGAGCCCCUGAAGCAUGCGCUGCAGCUGAACGUCAUCGCCACGCAGCAGCUUCUCUCUCUGGCGCAGCAGAUGCAGCACCUGCAGGCCUUCAUCCACAUCUCCACCGCCUACGCCAACUGCAACCGCAGACACAUCGACGAGGUCAUCUACCCUCCUCCGGUCGAGCCCAAGAAACUCAUCGACUCUCUGGAGUGGAUGGAUGACAGUAUCAUCCGUGACAUCACGCCGCGUCUGAUCGGUGACCGGCCGAACACUUACACCUACACCAAAGCGCUGGCCGAGUGUGUGGUGCAGCAGGAGAGCAGCAAACUCAACAUCGGCAUCAUACGGCCGUCCAUCGUGGGAGCCAGCUGGCAGGAGCCGUUCCCCGGUUGGAUAGACAACUUUAAUGGACCAAGUGGUGUUUUCAUUGCUGCUGGGAAGGGCAUCCUGCGCACCAUGAGAGCCAGUAAUGACGCGGUGGCCGAUCUGAUUCCUGUAGACGUGGUUAUAAACCUGACGCUGGCUGCCGGCUGGUACACCGCGGUGCACAGACCGAAAGCUGCACUCGUGUACAACUGCACAACCGGAGGCAUUAACCCUUUCCACUGGGGAGAGAUCGAGCAUCACGUGAUGUCCUCGUUCAAGAGGAAUCCUCUGGAACAGGCUUUCCGUCGGCCAAACGCCAACAUCACCUCCAAUUACCUGAUCAACCAGUACUGGAUCCUCGUCAGUCACAAGUUCCCCGCGCUCAUCUAUGACCUGUUCCUCCGACUGUCCGGACAGAAACCACAAAUGAUGCGUAUUUUCAACCGUCUGCACAAAGCCAUCGGUCUGCUGGAGUAUUUCAGCAGUCAGGACUGGGAGUGGAACUCAGAAAACAUGAACAUGCUGAUGAGUCAGCUGAGCGCCGACGACAGGAAGACCUUCAACUUUGACGUUCGCCAGCUGAACUGGCCCGAGUACAUCGAGAAUUACUGUAUCGGCACCAAGAAGUACGUUCUGAACGAAGACAUGUCCGACAUUCCCGCCGCCAGACAGCACUUGAGGAAGCUGAGAAACAUCCGAUACACGUUCAACACGGUGCUGCUGGUCUUCAUCUGGCGCGUCUUCAUCGCUCGCUCUCAGAUGGCCAGGAACAUCUGGUACUUCGUCGUGAGCUUGUGCUUCAAGUUCCUGUCCUACUUCAGGGCUUCCAGCACUCUGACCCAAUGACCGGAGCAACAGGAAGUGUGUGCCCCCGUCCUCCAAGCACUUCCUCUUCCAGAGGUGUCUUCAGCCAUCCAUCCACACACACACACACAAACAACACACACAACACAGGUGUUUCUUUAGCUUUCCUCACCGGCCGCUCGUUCCACCUGACUCCUCCAUGUGCUGUUUUUAAAGGUGUCCUUUUUUAUAACGACUGUCCUUAAUACCGAUUAUAUAUGCAACCACAUUUUACAGUGUUUCUCCUUUACGUUCUCGUCGCAAUCCAACAUCUGGAGACGUUGCCUUUGUGUCUUCUGAUGAUUUCAGCCUUCUCGACUACAGACGGUGUUUCGGAGCGUUGGAUCGACAGCUCAAAGCUUUGCUGUUUUCAGCCAUUUCUCUCUCUCUCUCUCUCUGUGAGUGUGUUUGUGUCUUUUGAUGGUUCGUUUGUGUCUGUCUGUUCUAAUACCAUGUAAUCCAGCCGGAAAACUCUCGUACCGUGUGGUACUAAAGCCUACAAGAACAUAGUCUAGGGGUUUCACUGCGUUUUUAGUUGGUGUUUUUUCUAGUUUCGUUUGCUGCGUAUGGAGGGAAAGGCCAGUGAACUGCAACAGAUCUGAUGCAUUUAUAACAUCACACGUUUUUUUCCCCAAGUCAUCGCUUGCUCAACUAUACAUCCACCAGUUUAAACACAAACACCCAAAAUCAAAAGAAAAAAAGUCUAUUCAUGGAAAAAAAAUGCAGCCUAUUUUUAAGGAACCUAAAAUAAUUCCUUAAUGUGUUUAGUUUAACCUUUUCAUGACAAUUAAGCACAUUUACCCUCAAAUUUAAUGCAUUUUAAUGCAUCUAGAAUUCUUCUAAAUGGCAAUUCUCAUUACUGUAGUACAGUAUUUUACAGUGUUACUGUAAAAAUAAAUGCUGUAAUUAUUACAUUUUAAAUAUUAAUUUUAUCAAAGAUUUGUUAUAAAAUAUAUAUUCAAUAAUAAAAAUAUUCAAUUAAAAAAUUAAAUAAAAUAUAGAAUGACUAUUUUUACAUUUCUUUUGAUUUAAGUGUGAAAUGUGGCAUACUCAACACCUUUCUGUUUGUACAGCAGAACAGAAGUUUAGCGUCGGACUCUGUUAGAUGAGAAUAUUUCUGUCUGUAGACAGUCGUAAGAUAGUUUCAUCGGUCUGUAAAUAUUCUAGAUAUAUAAAUAUAUUCCUUUUCAGAUGAUAUACAUACCAAAAAUGUACAAAUGUAUAUUUGCGAGGGUGAAUCAAACGGUUAAGAACAUCUAUUUCCGGAAAUGACUGAGGGCUUCCCUUAUUUUUUGAAGAAAAGCGAAAAGUGAAGAAAAAAAGCGUCGAGUCUCCAUUUUCAAUGUUGUUUUAUGUGUAUUAACCACUGUUUAAAGUGCUCUGAAUCUAGAGACGUAAAGGGACAUAAACCUGCAAACGUGUUCGUCCGAUUUCAAGAGGGACAUGUCCCUCGAGAGCUUUUCAAUCAUUGACUUUGGUAGUUUCUAUGCAGCACAACCUGUGCUUCUUCCUUCUAGAUACGUUACUUUUCUAGUUUAUCGUUUGCUUUUUCACCUUUCUGAAGCACUUUUAUUUCUGUUUGCUUGUCGGAUGAACCAAAACGAGGGUAUUUAUAACAUUUUAUGAAUCUCCUACUCUGCCAGCGGUCAAAUAUAAAUAUAAUCUUUCGUACGGUUUUACAGCAUCGUGAUCAAUUGACACUAUUUGAGGAUCUCAUGAGCGUUGAUUUUUCUACACUGCCCCUGGUGGUCUAUUGCCAAACUGUAUUUUUAGAUCACCGUUUCUAAGACAUUUCUGCCUUCCGUCGUCCAUCUUUUGUAUGUCGCACACAGUAUUCGUGUUCCUGAGUAACCGCACGUCUUCCUCAGCUUGUUUAGCAGUAGUGGAGCGAUUACUUUAGAUGAUUUGAGAUGUUUUUUCUCCUGCACGUUAUGAGUCUCAGUAGAGAAAGCACACGCACACUCUUAGAGCAUUCCAGACAUGAAAAACACAGCCAUUUUUCUACUAGAAUCGAACACCUUGAUGUCUUAACAACGGCAACCCUUCGUUUUGAGCUUUCAAAUGGAGCUUCUACUGCCAACGUCAUCUUUACAAUCUCAAUCGUUUGUGCUCUGCCACUGAUGUUUGUACAGAUGAGGUGAUUGAGCUGUAUUGGGUUUACAGUAAAAUGAUUUUUUUAACAGAAAAGUCCCCAACUGAAAAUGUGUAACACGUGCAUGUUUGCUUUUUACAUACGAGAUUUUCAAAGCAGUGAAGUAGUGGCUGACAUGGAUUUUGACCUUCCUCUACUCAACAUUUGUCUCCAUGUUGUGCUGUCAGGCGUUGUACGGUCGAGGUCCUUGAAUGGAAAACUGUACUUUGAUACAAUUGUGUGCUUGACCAUUUGUUGCAAAAGAGUUCAUGACAAAAUAAACUGAAAUGACCAAG
Onychostoma macrolepis is the source of this 4191-nucleotide messenger RNA. Its product is annotated as fatty acyl-CoA reductase 1. Gene Ontology annotation, biological process: long-chain fatty-acyl-CoA metabolic process. Gene Ontology annotation, cellular component: peroxisome. The coding region runs from base 220 to 1767 and encodes 515 amino acids. The transcript is spliced from 12 exons. Gene Ontology annotation, molecular function: alcohol-forming very long-chain fatty acyl-CoA reductase (NADP+) activity. Lineage: Eukaryota; Metazoa; Chordata; Actinopteri; Cypriniformes; Cyprinidae. The record is from RefSeq and is a predicted model, not a curated record.